Molecule: messenger RNA, 2093 nt
Organism: Nematocida minor
Lineage: Eukaryota; Fungi; Microsporidia
Exons: 1
Source: RefSeq, a predicted model, not a curated record
AUGAAUGAACUUAAUAAACUAUGUAGCAUAAAAUACGUCACCAACAGGAUAGUGAAGGAGCGCGCAGAAAUAGGCGAGUACUAUGCAAGGCGCCUGGUGUGCGAGAUAGAGUACUCCAAUAAAGACGAAAUAUGGAUGAUACUGUGCGUGCUGAAAGAUAAAGAUAAGACAGCAGAGAGCACCAUACUUAAAAAUAUAAUACAAAAAUCAAUAGAGAAUGGAAAAAUAGUCGUAAGCCAAUACAAAGUCUUCCUGGGAGUGGUUGAAGGGCUGCCUAGCAAUGAAAAGCUCAUGGGCAGCUUGCUGAGUAAGCUGGAAGAGGGCAUAGUGGCCAAAGAGACGAGAAAGUAUCUCAAGUCAAAAGACGAUGCAUCAAUGCAGAUACUCUCUUAUUUAGCACAGGAAGUUGAAACAUCCCACGCCUUCUACCAAAGCCUCCUUCCUUUUCUUCCAUACUAUCUCUCCCUCCAAAAGAUAGCAGCUAUUCGCUUAGUGGGCAAUAUUCUCAGCAAGCUUCCUCCUGAAGAGAUGGAGAGAGUAGUGGAGUCUUGCUAUAAAAACGAGUAUCUGUACAGCCUGUCGUGUGCGGCUUCUCUUGUUUUUGUGGUUCUGCAGAGAGGAGAUAUAAAGUCAGUAAGUCCUGUCAUAUCCUAUCUACUUCGCAGAGACAUCAAAAGCAUUUUAAAUCGGUUGGUGAAGUAUAGAUCCUUUCAUCUGUCGCUGUAUGUGCUGGCAGGAGGCAUGCUGUACUGUGCGGGAGAGCUAGACCAGAAAUACAUACAGGAAGUUGAGAAAUUAUACUGCACUGAUGAUUGCUAUGCAGUCUCGCAGUGUCUGGAGCCAGUUCUUAGGAUGUCAAAAGGAUGCAAUAGAGAGACUCUGUGCAAUUUGCUGAUAUCAUUGGUAGCCCGCGGAAAACAGAUGAAUAAAUGGCUGGUUAGUGCUCUGGAUCUGGUAGAAAUAGAGAAUAUCAGCCAAGAAACUGCUGCAUCAGUUAUAAAGAUGAUGCUAUGCAAUAGAAAGGAUGCUAGCAUAAGCCUUGUUAAGAAAUGGAUAGAUGGAAGUAAGACACAAAGCAUCUUCUCAAGGAUCAUUUUAUCACAGACGAAGCUGGAAGAAUACUUCAGCCUAGUGGACACUGAAGAUCUCACAGAGCGAGAGAAAAGCAUUUACCACAAACAGAUCUUAAGAAUAAUAAAAACCAGGCCGUGCUCAGAGCUGCGUAUGCUGAUAGGAAGACUGACUAUGCUUGACACACGGAUAAAACAGAAAAUAGUGGAAGAAAUAAAAAGUAGGAUAAUCAGUGAGAAUACAACAAAAAAAGAAAGAACUUGUCUGAUGGGCCUGAUGAUAAAAGUGCUGGAGAGUGAAGAAGUGCCUGAGCUGUUGGAGGUAGACAUUCCGAGAGAAAAAAGAGCAAACAUAGCACUGUACUACGAGAUACUUAAAAUACAGAACAGAAGAGAAGAGAUACGAAAAGAAGAAAUCCUGUACAAGAUAAAAACAGAAACACACUUUAAAAAAGGAAUGAAGCUGUACUAUUGCGGCCUGCAGAGCUUUCCUGAUGUAUUUAGCACAUUUUACGGCGAGAUAUACGAAGAGCUAAGAAAGAACAUUCUGGGAAGAAAAGUAAAGAUGUUCAAAAAUGCAUUCCGAGUGCUCCAGUAUGGAAUAGCUCACAUAAAAUCAGGGACAUCCAUUAACUACAAUGAAAUAUUCACAGAUGAAACUGUGCUGUGGAUUUACAGAACAAAAGAGCUAGUUGCCUCUCUGAACGAGUUCCUCAAGGCAAUUAGAGUCUAUUCAGAGAAGAAUCCAGCACAGUGCAGGGCAUCAAUAGAAUACAUUAACCGACACAGCACUGUGCGAUACACAAUCAUCCAAUGUAGCACAAUACUGCACAAUAUAUCUUUGGCACAGAUCAGCUCACAAACAGCUAGCACAGAUAGCGUUAGCUUAGAUGAGAAAAGUAUUCCAAAGAUCACAGAUCGAGUUCUAUCAAACAUAAUUGCCACAGUGAGCAUGCACCAAGACCCAAACCUUCUUCUUCCGCUGGUGGCAGGAGCUGCAUCCAGUGUAUCCUUUGGAAUGUG